AGGGCGUGCUGUACGUAGCCAUCUUGUGCAGCGCAAAUGAAGAGCAGCCGUUAGCCUGAGAAAUCUACUAACAGGAAAACAGUGACACACGCACUGUACCAGCAACAGACUCUCUUAAAUUGAGAAACAGAGAGUGAACAUGUAUUAUUAUGCCUCAAGAUGUCUGGCCGACUUGUUUCAGGGAGGAUUUGUAAUUUUGGAGGCGGGAGAGUGUUGAAAACUGAAGGCGCCUCAGACUCGAGUGACUCUCGCGACUGAAGAGUUUAAUUCGCGAGGACGGCCUGAGGGAAACUCUCACACCGCCAAAUGGCCUUCAUUUAGGCCACGGGGAGGAAGACAAGGGCUCGGAAAUAUUAAACGCAGCUGGAUUAAAGCUGUAACUGUAUCUGGAGUUUCAGUUUUAAGAAUUUAAAAGACAAAAAAUGCCGCGAUGAAGACUCGCGCGCGCUGACGGAGCUCGGAGGGAGUCUUGAGUUAGCGUGUCGCCAACGGGAAAAAUAUAUGAUAUAUUGUCAUAUGAACAGUGUUACUGCGCUUAUAUUGAAGCUGUACGCUUCAAUCUGACGUGUCAAAGUCAGUAACAUACUUUCAGGGGUCAGAAUGUCUAAAAUGCCGUCGAAAAAGAAGAGCUGCUUUCAGAUCACCAGCGUAACGCAGGCUCAGGUGGGGGCCAACAGCAUCACGGACGAUACCGAGAGUUUGGACGACCCGGACGAAUCCAGAACCGAGGACAUGUCCUCAUCUGAGAUAUAUGACAUGUCCAGAGGCGGCGAUUUUGAGCAGGAGAUAUGUGACGUCAGUUUAUCGGACGAACCGCUUAAUAACGACUUGGAAACAUCUGGCGCGAGCGUGUCAAUACCUGGCUCCGUUAAUUCAGGUGGUGUUCACAUGAACCCAAAUGCUCGUGGAGUCAAUGGGGCUUCAAGCCAAAUGACCACCCCCUCUGAACCAUCCCAGCCUUCAUCUUCAGUUGCUGGUGGUGUUGCAACUAAUGCACCAUCCAGUAUGCCCCAGACAUCCACAUCAGUAAGCAGUUCUGCUACAGUAAGUAGUUGCAGUUCCCGUUUCAGAGUCAUCAAACUUGAUCAUAGUACAGGUGAGCCCUUCAAAAGAGGUAGGUGGACAUGCACUGAGUUCUAUGAACGAGAUACGGAUGUUUCCUCAUCAGGUCGGAUGGUGGAUAAUGUUAAACAGACUGGCACUUUGGACCAUACUGUGGACAGGGAUGCUCUAGCAGUUCCUGUUGCAGCAGAACCACAUAAUGAUAGUGGGUAUGUGUCUGUACCAUCUAAUCCUGUGGAGCGUCAACAGCAAAGUUUUGGCAUUUCACAGCUGGGAUUAGGGAAUAUUUUUCCCUCAGGGACCGGUGAUGCCCAUGUUCAACAAGUCAAAUGUCCUAGCAUGCCUUCUACAACUCAGCCACAGUCAUUCUACCCAGGUAAACCGGCACAAAACCCUGGUCAUAUCCUUCCUGCUGGUAUUCCAUCAGACUAUAGGUCACAGCAUCAGCCUCCCUUGCAAACUCCUGUCUCCUCAGCCCAGACACUAUCAGUAACCUCUCUUCCACUUGGUGCCCCAUUGAACCAGGGCCCAUCCCCUGUCAUGACCCCUGCUGCAGGAGGCACUCAAGUGCUCGGAUUAGUUCCACCUCAGGCUGUGGAUACUGUAGGGCACGGCAGAGGGCCACGUCCCAUCAGUCAAACAGAGCAAGUUCAUGGGCUUAUACAGCAGUCAGGCAUUGGUACAGCUCUAGGGACUGUCGUUCCGCAGACACCAGUGCCACUCAUUCAGCCAGCAGUAACCAUGUCUGUCACCCCCCAAGCUGUAGUCCCUGGUGUACAAAGUGUGCCUGUUGUCAUGUCCAGUGCCUCUAAUCUCCCUCAGAGCAUGCCAAACCAGACUCCGGUACCUGUUGUACAGCCCCAACAGAACCAGCCUCAAGGAGUCUGUAGUGGAUCCAGUGUAGGACUGAGUGUGCAGACUACCCCUUCCAACUUUAGCCAGUUUCCCACCAGCAGCACUCAGGCCGAUGAGAACCAGAGGAAGUAUGAUGGGCUACCUCAGAGCUUUGUCAUCAUGGGAAAAGAUGCCAUCAAGCCUCUGAAUCCCGAGAGCUUGCAGCUUUCCACACCUGCUGUCAACAGCCUGUUUGGAAUAACUAUUCCCAUAGAUGGGUAUGAGGACAGUUACUCACCUCAAUCAGGGUGCCGGAGGACAAAUCUCAGUUGCCUCCGCAUCUGAGACAGUCAGCCCGCUCAUCAUAUGACCUGCUGAGCAUGUUACCAUGGAGACACAUGCGUGUGGAGGCUCACGCCCCACAGAGAGCGAGAACCACCAUAAGACGAUCCCUAAGGAAGGUAACCCUCUGACUCUGCCAAACCUAGCAACUGGGCCAAUCGGUUGAUAGGAAGCCUGGCAGGUGUCACUCAGCACACCCUUCGAAAUCGCUGGAUUCGAACUCACGACUGCAGGGGUGGUAGUCAGCGUCUUUGCUCACUGACCUACCCAGACCCCCAUUACUUUCUACUAGUUGAUAUUGCUUGUCUCGUCUUAUUUUAUUUGACCUUAAUGUAAUCCAAAAGUAACAAAUUAAUUAUAUUACGUUAUUUUCAGUUAUUUUUUUAUUAGAUUACUGUGACGAUGAGGAGGGCGUGGCCGUAAAUGAGCACGGCCAGUGCUGAUCUGCGGGAGAGCGAGAUAAGGUGCAGCCAGAGGUGCCGAUUCGAGAGAGAGAGAGAGAUAGAGAGAUAGAGAGAGACGUACGCGGCCGCGUUGCACAUAUGUCUGUUUAUGUUUAAGUUCAUUGUUUAAGUUAAUUUAUACAUUAAAAGUUUAUGUUGAUUGUUCAGCCAGUUCCCGCCUCCUCCUUUACCUGCUACAGUGGUGCAGAAACCCGGGAGGGGGGAGGGAUGCGAUGUUGCGGAGUCCUUGCUGCUGCCAUCCGCCAGGGUAGCAGCCACAGCCGUCUGCCUGGGGACAGAGGGGUCGCUGCCAGCCACCGAGAGCCGGAGAAACCGCGGCCGUCUGCUGAGAAGGGGAAAAGCGGUUCCGUCCGCCAGGGGCCGGAGGACUCGCUGCUGUCCACCGGGGGAGGAGUGAGCUGGCGUCCGCCAGAGGGCGGAAGAGCGGUUGAGGGCCGGGCGACAGCACGUUUAGGAGCUGGCGAGCAAGCUCUUCUCUCUCUCUCUCUCCUCUCUCUCUCUCUCUCUCUCUGUGUGUGUCUCCACUCGCCCUUUCCCUCACCCCUCAUCUCUCCCCCAGGUUCGCAGGAGGCGGGGUGGACCACCGGCUGGAGUGGGAGGGGGAGUUAGUCAGACCGGUGGUGCCUCGGCCUGAAUCUGGCGGGGGAAGAGUGUGACGAGAAGGAGGGCGUGGCCGGGCCGUGAUGCACUGGUUCAAGAGAGAGAGAGAGACGCAUGCGACCGCGUUGCAUGUGUGUCUGUUUAUUUUUGUUUAAGUUCAUUUAUGCAUUAAAAGUUUGUUGCUUGUUCAGCCGUUUCCUGACUCCUCCUUGCCUAUCCUUUACCUGCUACAGUUAUUUAUUACAUACAGUAUUUUUUUAAAAUUAGAAAUUAAUUAGUACUUUUUGGAUUACAGUUUUGAAGUAACCCUCCCUUCUCCCCCAGCAUUGUAAAUCCAAUUUUUUAGUGAUAUUUAUUAGCAAAUGUAUGCUGCUUAAAAAUGGUAGUUUAAGUUUGAAACAGGGAAUUCUCACAUCUUCUCUGAUUUCUUAAUGCAGCUUACUUUCUUCUGGACCUGAGUCAAAGCUGUGGUACUUUUUAGAUGUUGGGUUGAUAAUAAUGAAAAAAAACUUACAUAAGAGCCCUUCCCAGGGACAGAAUUCAUGCAACAGUAUAGAGGACUUUAAAAUGUUUAAGUCCUGCAUGCAUUUAAUGUUUAAUGAUAAAGAGAAAGGUGCCUUAAUACCCUAAAUAUGUGCAUGGUACCUUUUGUAAUAAUUGAUUAACCACAAGAGUUCAGAAAUUGUUAUUGUGUUAUUUGUCGGUAGUUGGGACUCGGGAAUAAAGAACGUUUAUUGCCAUGGAUCCGUCAAACGCUAUCUCAGAUAUCAGGGAAUAAAGAGCACAGUGAGCUAUGAGCCUAAAUAGCACAAUACAUAGAUCUUCAAAUGAUAAAAUCACAUUUCGAACACAAUCACAAGUCGAACAAAAAUUAUCUCAACAUAAACCUGCAAUAUAGUAGGCCUCUUCUUAAUAAAUGGAAAAUGCGUAAUUCUGCCCGGGCAGGUUCACUUUCCAUGAGGCAGAGAACGCUAUGAAUUAUUGGACUUCUUUGGGAUGAUUUGAUUUUUAAAUGAUUCAGCAUUUAACUUGUGUAAUUAUUGUCUACACACCAGAGCAAAAGGGGUCAAAAUCAUUGGCUCAUCGUUUAUUAAGCGCUGAAACUUUGUCAGGUGAAAAACAAUCUGAAUCAUGUGUAACAGUCACAUUAAGUUCUCUUUCCAACCUGAACUUCAUCAGAAUGUCGAUUUGUGACACCAGCACUGAAAAAGCUUGAUGCAUUGCAACAAAUGGUGAAAUAGAACACAGGUGUCUCGAGAUGCAUUAAUAAAUAUUGAAAUUAUUUUUAAAUUAACAGUGUCUAAAAAAAUGCAAUGGUCCUGCACAACGAAUUGUAAAACAGAGCACAGGUGUCUUGAGAUGCGUUUAUAAAUAUUAAAGUUCUCUUAAACUUUACAGUGAGUUGUGGCACAGUGAUCAAAGACGUUCGUCUAGUGUGUGUUUACAUGGCCUCUGCACGUGUGAACAGCCCCUAACUCGCCCUAUAGCCUACUUGAAAAACUGACCCGAACCUGGUCCAAAACCUGUAGGUUUGUCGGGUACCGUUGGACUCAGAUCAGGUUGAAGACCUCUAAACACGUACAGAAUAACCGAAUAGUGAUUUUGGUAUUUGAAUACCAUGCACAUCCCUAUUAAUAACGCAUGAUUUUGGAUCGGUUCUUAAUUAAAAAAGUACAUUUAACAGGCCGUGCAAGUUAUUUCUCCAAACUUUUCUUACGUCAAUUUGAAAAAUCCAACCAAAUCUGGCAAGCAUCCUGUAGCGCAUAAAAGUGAACGUAGUCACAUGAUACGUCAUGGGGGGCCUCCAUGGUGUACCGGCCCAUGGGCCUCUCAGUUCUUAAUCCGUCCUUGGCCCCUCCUCUUGGUGGCAAUUAUGUUUCAUUUUCAACUUUUUCCAUUUGACUGCUUGGCAGUGUUGACAGCUGGCAAUAAGGUUAUGGGCUGUUGCACCAUGUGAUAGUCAAAAGAAUUAAUCAAUUAUAGAUUAAAGAUUAAAUCAGAUUAAAUCAAUUAUAGGAUUACAGUUGUGAGACAGUCAUUAGAUGAAUAUCAACAGUGAGCACAGUUACAUGCAUGAUCUAAUUCCGAUUAUGCCUAAAUCUUUUAUGGGGUUUAGGCCAUAAACAAUUUAAGCUAAAAACCAAUCGCCACAUGUAGAUUUUUGCCCAUUACCACAGUUUUGCUCUGCAUGUAAACACCUUUACCUGCCUUCAGACCAGCUUAUCAAAUGUGUGCGAGUGUUGUGCAGAUGACUGCUUACGUUUUGACAUCAAAAGCAGAGAAUAAUCUUUCAUUUAAAAUCUUGUGUAAAUGUGGUUCUUGUCAGAUUUUCUGAAUAAACUGAUUUUUGGUAGUUAUCAGUGAUUGGUGUACGUGAAAGCGCACUCAUUAUCAGUGCUGUUAAUGAUUGGGGGCAACUCUUUUUUUUCUUUUCUAUGCCCCUAUACAUUGUCUUGGAAGUGUAAAAAUAUGCUGCAACAUUUUUGUUUGUGGUGCCUUAUUACCAACUAGACAUAGAAAUGAUUUUUUGCACAAAGCAAAAGUCUCUGUGGUCUUUGAAUGUUUGUCUUGGUGUUUGGCAGCUUAUUCCACUAACAUUUGAAAGAUUUAACACAGCUUUAGUUUAUCAUUCCUAAACUAACACGAUUUUGCUAUUUAAAAUGCCAGAAUUAUUAUUGGUUUUAUGACAUUACUAUUAAAAUGAAAUGCACACUGUAAUUCCAUCCUCAUUUUCUGGAAAACCAUUGUUUGCAGGUUUAGAUAAGCUUUUAAACCAAGCUAGAAUUGCACCCUGCCAAACAGCAGGAGGCGUCUGUUGGGGAAUGCACAUGGAUGGAGGCAACACACUGGGUGAUCCAUAUGAAUCGCAGCAGCCCACAUGACUCCAGUCCAGCGGUAGGAGGUCAUUGAUUCUAGGCCAUCUGUUGUGUGGCCAGCUGUGUGUCGACCAAGAACAUUAUGCAACAGCUCGGCGAAUGAAUUUGCAGCGUCUCUCAAGAGUCUGGACUUGUUUACAGAAAAUAGGUGUUGGGGAGGAAUCGCUCAUGACUCUGAUUGGGAGCUUAAGCAAUAAGAUUAACUUGUUUCCAACAAGGCAUCUAUGGGACAGUACCAGUCGUGUAGCCACUGGUGUGCAACGCCACCCAAAACAUACCUUACUGAAAACCAAGAAAGUUCAUUCUGCUGAGUUCGGUUGCUGCUGUCAUUGUUCAUAAUUGUGUUUAUCUAUUUGAGCAAAGUAUAUACUUUAUUUUCUUGUUUAUUUUAGUAUGUUCAGUAAAGACUGAAUCUUCUUACAGUCUCAUAAAUAUUCUCUUUUUUGUUUCAAACAUUCAUUUAUUAUCCAAAAUGCAGUUUUUGAACCAGUGAAUGUAAUAAUUUUUUUUUAUUGUUUUGUCAAUGUUCCCCAAUAGUGCUAAUUGUCUCUCCAUUUACAUUUGUGUAUUCCAGAGUAGUGAUUCAUUCUUUUGAACCGAUUUUAUUUAACGGCUUGAAUGAACCAAUUCGCAAAGCGUUGGUUGAUCACCCAAUGCUGAGGAAAAUCUGUAAGAAGGGCACAAUAUUGUUAAUAAAAUGGGAAUAGUUAAUAUUAUUAGCCUAAUAGUUAAUGUUAUUAUUAAUUUUGGCAACUGUUCUUGUUGUUUACUGAUGUUCUUAAUAUUAUCAAUAAUGCUGGAACAAUAAACAUUUGACCAGUAUAUUUAGGCUGGCGUAGUGAAAAUAUUGAUAAACAGCAAAAUGAAAAGUAAAAUACUGACUUUGAACUUCUAAAAUUGAGUGACGACACGGUUAUGAGUCGUUUUUUGAAAUGGUUUCAUAAAACAAACCAUCCGUACAAACCCGAUUCCCUACAAUGUAUCGGACUUCCCAACAAUAGUGUCUUCAGCAUAUUUUAGAAAACAAUUAUGAAUCUUUCUAAACAUAAAUUGAAUCACAACAAGUGUUGGGCGUAAUGCAUUACUAAGUAAUUAAUUACUGUAAUUAAAUGACUUUUUCAUUGAAAAAAGUAAGGGAUUACUAUGAAUUUUUCAGUAAUUUAAUUACAGUUACUUAUGAUGUAAUUGUGUUAAAUACUUUAUAGACUAUAGAACAGUUCUAUAUAAAACCAUAGUGAAUUUAAAAUUGAAGUUUAAUGUCUAAUGUUAAAAUAUGUUUUCUAAUUUGCUGCCCCCUUAAAUUCUUUGGCCAGUUCAUAAUUUAUUUGAUUUUAUAUUAUUUAUUUGAAAGAAUUAAAAGAACAGUUUCAUGUCUAUCCUUGUAUUUUUCAUCUGAUCAAGGUUGAUAAGGGUUUUAGAAAGUAAUGCAAUUACUUUUCAGACAGAGUAAUUAGUACAGCAAUCUAAUUACACUGUAGAAUAUGUAAUUAGUAGUUAGUAGUAAAAAAAGGACAGGACAUCACACUGGUAAGGACCAGUUUUUAAUAUGUGUAUUCCCUAAAUUAACCCCCGCCCCAUCACCCAAAAUACUAAGUCUUGGGCAGAAAGAAAUCUGAGUGCCCAGGAUCUCACAGACAUAACUCUGAACCCUCGACCAAAACUCUUGAAUCUUAGUACAGUACCAAAAAACGUGGGCUAUGUCCCCAUCCUCUGACUGGCAUCACCAACAGGUGGGUGUAUCUUUAAGACCAAGCCUAUGCAAUCUAGAGGGAGUCCAAUAAAAAUGAUGCAGAAUCUUAAAUUGAAUGAGGCGCAUCCUUGCAUCCCUACACAUAGACUUGACAUUUUUUAAAUCCUACCCCAUUCUUCAUCCUCCAAUACUAAAUUCAAGUCUUUCUCCCAUAGAGAUGUCAAAACCCCAUCCCCUAGACUCUGAAUUAGCCAGGAAUAGUACGCUGAAGCCUAUUGACCCCUUCCAAAAGCCGCUAGUACCAUCUCAAGAGUGUCUGCAGCUUUAGGGGGCUGCGUACUACACCCAAAGAUGGUACAAAGUAGAUGGCACAGCUGUAAGUACCCGAAGAAUUGAGAUCUGGGAAUCCCAAACCGCUCUGUAAUAUUUUCAAAGGAUCUCAGUGCUCCAUUUUCAUACAGGUCACCCAGCGUAGCAACUCCUUUCUCAAUCCAUUCGGUCCAGCAAAAAGGGGACUUGUUAAUACACAAUUUAGGGUUUAACCAAAUACUUGCGGCAACAUUCAGGUGGGAAACUUUUGUCCACACUAACUGCAUGUGAGAGAUAACGGGAUGUGUCUUUACUUCUCCUGGCAGCUUGGUAGAAAGACAUUGCAAUGGCAAGAUAGGGGCAAGGACCUCCUGUUCAAUGAAGAGCCAGGGAGGAGCUCUUUCAGGUGCAAGUGACCAAUGCACCAAAUGUCUGAGACCAAAAGCAUAAUAGUAAAACAAUAUUUUGGGGAAACCUAACCCACCUUUGUCAAUUGGUCUGUGUUACUUGUUAGAAUGCAUUCGAGGGCACUUACUAUUCCAGAUAAAAGAUUUAGAAAUACUAUCAAAUUGUUUAAAAUAAAAGAGGGGAACUUCAAUGGCGAGAGACUGUAAUAGGUAGUUAAAUUUUGGAAUACAAUUAAUUUUUAUAACAUUAACCUUCCCAAUCAUAGACAAAUGUAAUGAAGCCCAUCUUUCCACAUCACUCGAAAACUUUUUUAUUAAAGGGUCAAAAUUAACCCUGACUAAAUCACAUAAAUUUGCUGGGAAUAAAAUAACCAAAUACUUAAUGCCCUGUUUGGGCCACUGAAAGGCGCCCGGCUGAAAAGCCGUUACCGGGCAGAACGCUGUCAGAGCCAGAGCUUCGGUUUUAGACCAAUUAACUCUGUAUCCUGAACAUUUAGAGAAGGAAUUGAUCAUUCUGUGGAGGCAAGGCAGAGAUCUAGUGGGGUCGGAGACAAAUAAUAAAAUAUAAUCUGUGUAAAGCAAAAGCUUAUGCGCCACACCUCCCGCCAUCACCCCUGGAAAAUCCUCCUCCUUUCUUAUCGCGGCUGCUAAUGGUUCUAGAGCAAGACAGAACAAUAAUGGGGAAAGAGGGCAACCCUGCUGGUUGAAAUUAAUAAUAUGAAAUUAAUCCAUUCGUUUGUACUGCUGCUACAGGGUGUCUAUAAAGUAACUUAAUCCAACCAAUAAAUGUACUCCCGAACCCAUACAUUUCCAAAAUCUUAAAAUAAUAAUCCCAUUCUACCAUAUCAAACGCCAUUUCAGCGUCAAGUGAGAUGGCAGCGACCAGAGUCUGAUCUAUCGCUACUGACCACAUGAUAUUGAUGAAACACCUAAUGUUGUCAGAAGAGCUACGGCUCAAAUAAACCCCACUUGAUCUAUAUGUAUAAGAGAUGUCAUAACUUAAUCGGUUAGCCAAAAUUUUUGACAACAUUUUUACAUCUAACAGGAUCAGGGAAAUUGGACGGUAACUCUUACUCUUGCUUGGAUCUUUGUCUUUUUUAAGAAUCAGACUGAUCCGGGCUUGUGUCAUGGUUGGUGGGAGUUUUCCAUUCUUUAAUGAUUCCGUAUAAACUUCUAGUAAAAGUGGAAGCCAGUUCUGUAACAUAAGAUCUACAAAAUUCAGCGGCAAAACCAUCUGGCCCUGGAGCCUUAAUUACCUCAUCAAGCUCCUCCAAGGUUGUCUCAGAAUCAAGAGAAUUUUUUUGCUCAGUCAUCAAUUUAGGGGUUCUAAUGGUUCCACAAAAUUUCUAAUAUCUUCAUAAGUAGACGAAGACGUGGAACUAUAGAGAUCAAGAUAGAACACUUUAAAAGCAUUAUUAAUAUCAAUGGCCGAGGUAAAAAUGUCACCACCAGCAGAUUUCACUGAGGGAAUGAUAGAAAAAGACUCUAUCUGCUUUAUAUAUAUAGCCAAAAGCUUCCCUGCUUUGUCACCCGACUCAAAGUAUGACUGUCUUGCCCUGAAUAACCAAAACUCCACCUUCCGCGAUAAAAUAAUAUUAUAUCUGUAUUUCAAACGAGUCAAUUCUCUGAGGCCAUCAGAUGACAUUCGGCGCUUCAGCUCUGCCUCAGCACUUUUAAUAUUCCUUUCCAACUCCACGAGUUCAUGUGCAUUGGAUUUUUUGGUGAAUGAGUCAUAUUGUAUGAUCCGACCCCUAAGAACUGGCUUAAGUGUCUCCCAAGCCAUGCCCACAGAGGAUACUGAGGACCAGUUGGUCUCCAUAUAAACAUUGAUUUCAGUCUUUAACAUUUGUUGGAAAUCAGGAUUUUGCAAAAGGGAUACAUUAUAGCACCAACUAUAUGAUUUCUUUUUCUCCAUAUGUGGCAACACCUCUAAACUCACCAGAGUGUGAUCUGAGACUAAGAUGUUUCCAAUUGAGGAAUCAACAACAGAUGAAAUGAGGGACUUAGAUAUAUAUAAAAAAAUGUAUUAUAGAAUAAAUCUUACGGACUGAUGAAAAAAAUGUAUAGUCUCUACCAGAUGGGUUCAAAAGUCUCCAAAUAUCUGCAAGACCAAGAUUUUUACACAUCCUGUGAAGCAUCAAUUUUGCUCUAGGGGGCUUACACAUUUUUGCUUCACUAUGAUCAAGGACUGAAAGAGUCCAUCAAAAGAUUAAAGUCUCCUCCCAAUAUUAUAUCAUGAGGAGUGCCAGUGGCUUGCAACAUCCCUUCAAGAUCUAUAAAAAAGCCCUGAUCAUCAUUGUUAGGUGCGUAAAUAUUAGCCAAAAUAAGACUUUGCCCCUGAAUUUCUGCUAAAACAAUAAUGACUCUUCCUAAUUUAUCUUUAAUCUGUUUGAGACAUUUGAAUUGUAGAUGUUUAUUUAUCAGUAUAAUGACUCCCCUACUCUUACAUGAGCCAGCACUAAAGAAAACAUGUCCAUCCCAUAUCGUCUUCCUGCUGGGAAAGAUGCGUUUCUUGAAGAAACACUAUAUCAUAUUUCUUAUGUUUAAGAAAAUAAAUAACUUUCCUUCUUUUUAUGGGGUGCCCCAACCCAUUCACAUUCCAUGUGGAGAGAGACAAUCCACUCAUAUUAACAUUUGACAUAUUGGUAUAAUAGAAAAAAUAAAUCGUGUGUCAAAAACAAGAUUAUACAGACCACAUUCCAACAUUAUUGCAACAAUCAAACCCCGAACUCCCCCCCGAACCAAACAAACAGAAAAAAAAACAAACAUGCGCAUUAACCCCACGCACUACAGCGCCAACCGGCGUCAAUCCCUCUAAACUCAAAAGGUCCAUGUACGCAUACGAGAGCCCCCGCGACAACUUUGCCAUCAGAUUGCUCAAGUCCGGUUCUUCUUCUCCUUUGUAAGGCAAAAUUACAUAACAGAAAAUACUUUGUAAAACAGACCAGAGCCAAUAGGCAGAAUAAACACAAAGAACAUAGAUUCAUUCACAGAACUGACUCGAAGGUGUGUUCCUCCACAAAACAAAUUCCAGCUGAUAUAAAGCCGUUCAGUUUCCUUGGACAGACAGACAAGUGUUCAGUGAGCCAGUUGUUAUGAGUUCGGCAGAUGACGUAAUCAUUCUAAUGUCAUUAAAAUAUUCCACAAAAAUACACUCCAACAACAGGAGGCAUAAGCACAAAGAACGAACAGAUUCAAACACAACUGUCCCGAAGGAGUGUUAUUCAACAAAACAAGCUCCAGCCGCUAAGCGGAACCAGCACAAAAAAACAAAAAAACAGAACAGGCGCCCCGGUUUCUCGAAUGGUCAAGCGUGUAUUGAGCGAGACAGAUUCACUCGGAAGCUGCAUAAAAAAAUACGCCAUGAAUUACUUAGUCUGUCAACUUUAUAAAAGACAUCCUUGUGUAGGCAUGAAGAUAUUUUGCAGUCGUUCUUAGUAUCCAUUCUCAAUCUGGCCGGGAACUUCAGUGUAAAGCCAUCUUCCGUCCAUGCAAAAGUUUCUUGAAGGAGUCAUUCCACAAAACAAACUCCAUCCGCUAGACAGAGCCAGCACAAAAAGAAACAAAAAAUGGUGCCCAGUUUCCUUAGACAGCCAGAGUAAGUACAGUGAGUUAAUCCACUCUGGAGCUACAUGAAAAACCCCAAAUGGCUUACUCACCCAUUGUUUCUAUAAAAGACAGUGCUUGCUUUGGACACAUAAAUACCCUGCGACCAUCCUUCAUUUCUGUUCUCAGUCUGGCCGGAAACAUCAGUGCAAAAGUGAUAUUCCGUUGUUGUAAGAAUUUCUUACAUUCCUUGAACCAGUCGUGUUUCUCUCUUGUCGAAUUCGCAAAGUCUGUGAACAAGAAAAUAUUGUGAUUCUUCCAAGAAAGCUUUCCUUUGCUCCUCGCCUCGCGUAACACAAGCUCUUUAUUGGAUGAUCUCAGAAAUUUGACCAGAAUUGAUCUGGGCCUGUCUCCCUCAGCAGAUCUGCGAGCCAGGUCUCUGUGAUCCCGUUCGAGUUCCAGUUUAUGGCCUGUUAGGUCGAGCAGACUCGGGAAAAGCUCGUCCAGGAAUUUCACAUAUCUCUGCCCUCUUCAUGCUCAGGAAUUCCAACAAUUCGUAUAUUGUUCCUUCGAUUCAUAUUUUCGAGAUCUUCCAAUUUUUCCAAAAUGGAUUCCAAAUCUGUUUUUGACGUGGGCGGAUUAGCGGAUAAUUCCCUUUCCGAUGAUUCCAGAUAAUCGAUCCGUCUCUCAGCUUCUGCCACUCCUGUGACCAACUCAGAGAAUUUUGUUUCCAUCGCCGUAAUCGAUCGACGUAUUACAGCGAGAUCCUCCAAGUCAGCAACAACCUUCGUCAGCAUCACCGAGAUGUUGGACAGUUGACGCUGAAUAUCUUCUCCCGACGUGCUAUACAAAUUGAGUCCCCGGUCCGCAGGCCCGCCAGAGGUUUCAGCAAGAGCACGUAAGUGUCUUUUAAUGUCUCCAGAGUCUGAGGAUUUUGACUUCUUUACCAUGUUUACCUCAAAGAGCAAAUAUGUAACUGGGUGUAUCAAAUCUCACUGAAUUAAACAUGAAAAUAAUAAAAAAACUAGCAAAGUGCGCAGAGCCAGUCGCUCACAUGUCUGCUUCUCGCAUGGCGUCACAUCUAUAUUGGUAAGGUUUCUUACAUUUUUUUUUAAAUUUCUUAAUGCCACAUCCACACUCAUCUGUUAAAGUUUGAAUCAUCCAUUUUCCAAAGUAUCCGGUAAUGGAGAGCGUUGUCAAAAUGCUUCGUUUUUGGUUGAGGAAAACGCUGUGUGGAUGAGAGGCAUAAACAUAGCAAAAUUAAUGCGUUUUCAAACUAAAGCGUAUUAAGUGUGUACAUGGCCUUACUCACAUUAACUGAAUUCUGAAGAAAUUCCCAGUUUUGGCUGAAGCACUAGCUUGAAGAAACUCAUCAUAUUCUUUGGUAUGUCAAGCUUUAGGGUGAGUAAUCAUAUUAGUUGUUUUAAAAGUUUUAACAGUAGUUCCACCAUGAGAAAUUCUAACAGUGCACAGCUUAAAAAUAGCAACUUUGCUGUCAUUGUCACCUAAUUCAGAGUAAUUCCAUACAAGGAGACAUUUUCUUUCACACAAAUCACGAGUUGUAAGUUAAUUAUCUGAGGCAUCUUUCCAGAAAAUCUCUCGUUAACUCCUAAAGAUAUUAACCUUUUCCUGAUAUGUGGGAACCCCCGUCAUUAAACACAGACACCAUCAUAGGAGUUGCAAGCUGCUUGUCAUUUGCAACUUUUAUUCUUAUUGUAACAAUUAGUAAGCCCUUCAUUGUAAAGGAAAUCUUAAGAUGCAAUUUAGGUAUAAAUCUUUUGAAUUACUUUGGGAAUGACCUGAUUGACUAAACAAUUUUGCCUCGACCUUAUGUGUCACUGGUUUCAGAUUUUUCCUCAGAACUGAGUUUCCUAGGCAUUUUUCCUAGGCAUUUAUACAGCAAGGAGGAAGAAAUUUUCACUGAAAUAGUCAGAAUGGAAUGCAAGUGGGGUUUUUUGUCACUCAGCAUGCACUAUUUGACGUUAUACACACGCAUCAAAGUGGGUAAAACUGGUUGCUGAGAAUGGCGUAAUUAGACACUGACAUGUCAGUUACUGUCAACAAACCUUCAACGAUUUACAUGCAACAAACACAGCUUUUCCGCUGCUUUCAUACCUCAUGUUCUACUGCAAUUCCUUGGUGCCGACAACACAAAAUGAAGCAGCACCUGCUUCAUCUAUACUAACCCCUUCAACUAUCUACUAAUUUGCACUGCAUGAGUUGUCAGCAUCUGUCUAUACUGCCUGUAUUAUUGUUCCAUUCUUCCAUCUUGCAGUUUACUGGCUACUUAUAGCUACUUGCAACAUACGGCAUAAGCAACCUAAACUUAUAUCAAGGAUUCUUUUGUCAAUUGAUGUAUAAUCUGUAUAUAGGCUAAUGUGCAGGUAUCAUUACAGAACUGCCCAUGUCUCCAUUCUGAUGUCCCUGUCUACUUAAAGACCAGUAGUAAUAGACAGUCAAUAGACAACUUAAUCCAUUUUGGAUUAUUGCAAAUAUUUUGGAAUUGGUUGUAGUUAUCUCCUCCUUUUGACUUAAGACUUUUAAAGACUAGUUUAAGGGGCUUUAAUUUAAUCUGAAUCACUGAUAAAAAUUGCAGUCUGUGUACAAAACCUAAGGGUCAGUUAACGGACUUAUGAAACUGGGUUCAUAAAGGCUUCUAAGACAUAAUAAUGUCACACCUAAUGAUCUAGAAGAAAUUCAAGUAAGCAAUUUCAACCAAACAAAUAUGCAAUGACUAAUUUUCAGUAGAAAAAAAAAGAAUAUAUAAAGUUAUUUAUGUAUUAAAAGAAUAGUUUAGCCAAAAAGGAAAAUUCUGGCAUUAUUUAACCUAAUAUUGCUCCAAACCUGUAUGACAUAUUUCUUCCAAAAGGUAAAUUCUUCACAGGGUUUAUUUGCCUUACUUUAAGUGAAUAGCUACUGUGGUCUGUCAAGCUCCAAAGGACAAACAUUUUCAAAUAAAAUCAUAUCAUUAAUAAAUCGCUUAAAUCAGGGGCCUGGGAAGCUCUGCGAGUAUUGACGCAGACUACCACCCCUGGAGUCGUGAGUUCGAAUCAAGGGUGUGCUGAGUGACUCCAGCCAGGUCUCUUAAGCAUCCAAAUUGGCCUGGUUGCUAGGGAGGGUAGAGUCACAUGGGGUAACCUCCUCAUGGUUGCGAUUAGUGGUUCUCGCUCUCAAUGGCGCGCGUGGUAAUUGUGCAUGGAUCACGGAGAUUAGCAUGAGCACAUGCGGAGUCUCUGCAGUGUCAUGCACAACGAGCCACGUGAUAAGAUGUGCGGAUUGACUGUCUCAGAAGCGGAGGCAAGUGAGACUUGUCCUCUGCCACCCAAAUUGAGGUGAGUAACCGCACCACCACGAGGACCUACUAAGUAGUGGGAAUUGGGCAUUCCAAAUUGAGGGACAACAUAGGGAAAGUUAGACAGCAGGUGUGUGAGCUGCAGAAACAGACCUCAGCACCUGAGGCACAACGCACAAUAAAACAAGUUGCUAAACCUAAAUGUGACAACAAAAUCAACAACAACGACAGUGUUAUAAGACAGGACAACAGUGAGAUCAUGCUACCUCAUUACUUAUUCAUGCACCGGUGCAUGCUGGGAACAUUAGCACAAAUCUUUGUAAAUAUAACAAAUAGGGAUGUGCGAGACUAGUCGACUAGUCGACUAAACGGUUCUGAUGCUGCUAGUCGACACUGGAAUUACUAGUCGGUUAAUAUUUCCCCAUUAAACUGAUAAUAACUUUUUACACAUUUACGUUUGGCUUUAUAUUUUUACAGAGACUGCACUUAAAUUACUGUCAUAUUAAUGUUACAUAUUUUAAAUAGAAUUAAUAAUACAAAUAUUAUUUAAAAAAGAGGAUAUCUGGAGCAGAUACAAAGUUUCAUUUCACCUCAGGUUGUGCCUGCUUCUUCCCUCUCUCACUCGCGGCGCACGCAGGAAAAUGUCCUCUUGCUACACAAGUAAACUCAGCAAUGUAGUUAGGAAAUCACUUCGGUGGUGCGGGAAUCGGCUUUCCAAAUGUCUGAAAGUCCCUAUGGAUGUUUUCACAUUUGAGUCUUCUUUACAUCUGUGCAUGCUUGGAUGUUAUUUUUACACUGCACAGGCUUUUUCAAGCGAAGGAUAGCCGCCUCAGGUGAGUCAAGUCAAGUCUUUCACCGGACCAUGUCGACGGGUUAAUUUUACUCAUCAAAAAAUGUAUGCUUUUGAGUAAGUAACCUAGAAAAUAACUGUUUUAGACUAGGUAUGCAGUUUUUUUAAUCUGCUGAUCAAGAAGGCUAUUUUCAACGAGGUGCCGACUGCUUAACGUGUUAAACUAUCUUUUAUUCUGUGUGCACAGCAUGUUUAGAAUACAUUAGGUUUAUUGUAGGCUACAUCACAGGCCUAUUUUUUCUAUCCUAUAGCUACUUUAUUUUUUUUUAUUUUAUUUUUUUUACAUCGCAACUGUUAUUGGUUAAUGUUCUUUACCGAACAGCUGUCAUAUUAGAUCAGUGGUUAAUGCACGACUGCACGUCGUGAAAUACGUGCAACUUUUCAGCGC
Myxocyprinus asiaticus (Chinese sucker) is the source of this 16660-nucleotide messenger RNA. Its product is annotated as TSC22 domain family protein 2-like. Gene Ontology annotation, biological process: regulation of transcription by RNA polymerase II. The transcript is spliced from 2 exons. The record is from RefSeq and is a predicted model, not a curated record. Lineage: Eukaryota; Metazoa; Chordata; Actinopteri; Cypriniformes; Catostomidae. Bases 601 to 2241 code for a protein of 546 amino acids.